UACUUGCACUUCACGAAUAUUGAACGUAGAUUGACUAAAGGGACUUUUAUUUUGCCUCUUGGAGCCUUUCGUGCAGUGACGUCAUAAGAGUUGCGCUGCAGCCUGCAGCUCGUUUGUCGGUUGAAAGAAGAUUGUGAAAGAAGAGGUGUUUGUGUGAGGUCUGUUCCUGUAGAUGCUGAAGUCACUAUCACACCAGUUCAUCUAUAAAUACUGUGAAGAAGUCAAACAAGCAGCUGCUGUCACAACACAUUCAACUACUCUACUAUUCUGAUCCACUGUUGUAAUGAUGGAGUGUGUUAAAGAGGAGACUGAUCCUGAAUCAUUCACAAUAACACCUGAAGAACAAAGAGGUCUAAUGGGAGUGAAAGAGGAAGGUCACCAACAAAAUGAAAUGGAAGAUGAAGAUCAGCAUCACAAUUUCAAAAGUGAAGAAAAUUCUUUCAGUUGCUCACAGACUGAUGAUGAUUCACCUGAAGAAAGAGCAGAAGACAAAAUCUCUUUUAAAUGCCAUCUUAAUGGUGAGACUUUUUCACAGAAAGAAUAUUUAAAUGUUCACAUAAAGACUCACGCUGGAGUAAGGCUAUACGCUUGUCCUCAGUGUGAAAAGACUUACAAACGUAAAAACCACCUUAACGAACAUUUAGUGAUUCACACUGGUAAGUGGCCUUUCACCUGCCCUCAUUGUGAUAAGGGUUUUUUACGAAGAAGACAUCUUGAUGAUCACAUAAAUACUCACACUGGAGAAAGGCCGUACACCUGUCCUCGGUGUGAUAAGACUUUCACAUGUAAACAACACUUUAAGGAUCAUAUAAUAACUCAUUCAAAUGAGAGAUCCUUUGCAUGCCCACAGUGUGAUAAGUGUUUUAAUCAACUAGAAAAUCUUAAUGUUCACAUAAAGAUUCACGCUGGAGUAAUGCCAUACGCCUGCCCUCAUUGUGAAAAGACUUACAGAUAUAAAUGCAAGCUUCAGGAUCAUUUAGUGAGUCACACUGGUGAGAGGCUUUUCACCUGCCCUCAGUGUGAUAAGGGUUUUUUACGAAAAAGACAUCUUCAUGAUCACAUAAAGACUCACACCGGAGAAAAGUCACACGCCUGUCCUCAAUGUGAAAAUACUUACAGAUAUAAAAGAGAUCUUUGGAAACAUUUAGUUACUCACACUGGUGAGUGGCCCUUCACCUGCCCUCAGUGUGAUAAGGGUUUUUUACAUAAAAGACAUCUUGAUGAUCACAUAAAGACUCACACUGGAGAAAAGUCACACGCCUGUCCUUAUUGUGAAAAUACUUACACAUGUAAGCAGCAUCUUAAGGAUCAUAUAGUAACUCAUAGAAAUGAGAGACCAUUUGCAUGCUCUCAGUGUGAUAAGUGUUUUAAACAACUAGGAACUCUAAAUGUUCACAUGAAGUCUCACACUGAAGAAAGGCCAUACGCCUGUCCUCAAUGUGAAAAGACUUACAGACUUAAAUGUCACCUUAAGGAACAUUUAGUUAUUCACACUGGUGAGUGGCCCUUCACCUGCUCUCAGUGUGAUAAGGGUUUUUCCCGAAAAAAAAAUCUUGAUAAUCACAUAAAGUCUCACACAGGAGAAAGAGUUUUAUUGAGUCUUUGACUGUAUACUUACACAGCUGCAGACUCACAGAGAAAAGCGCAGUGAACAAAGAUCAACUUCAGUCUUCAAGUUCAAGCACAUGAUGUGAAAUAAAGAUAAACCUCACGAUUGAAUUACUCCAAAAUGUAUGAAUUUUAAUGCAUUACAUGAAGUGGUCAAAUUUAUUCCUGUAGCUCAUUUUGUAGAGCAUUGUGUUAACAGUUCAACAGAUCAUGUGCUCAAAUCCCAGGAACACUCAUAAUGAUGAAAUGUAUUAUCUGUAAUGUAUUGUAACUUGCUUUUGAUAAAUGUGCCAAAUGCAUUAAAAUGUAAAUAUUG
Molecule: messenger RNA, 1924 nt
Organism: Misgurnus anguillicaudatus (oriental weatherfish)
Lineage: Eukaryota; Metazoa; Chordata; Actinopteri; Cypriniformes; Cobitidae
Biological process (GO): regulation of gene expression
Cellular component (GO): nucleus
Source: RefSeq, a predicted model, not a curated record